AUGGCGGACACAUUUGAAAGUCAGCGGAGGCAGUCAGUAUUUCCGCGGGAGGUGGAAGGAAUGGCAUCCGGCCCUAACACCAGACGGAUGUCUAGGAUGGAUUCAAGGCCCAGUUUCCAGUAUGGCCUCAGUGGUCGUCGCAUGUCACAGUUUUCUCGCAGCAGUAUUUCCGGUCUCAGUUUUGGACUUCGCGACUUCAAAGCGCCGGUUCAGCUGCAGAACACAUACCGUUUGGGCCCGACUCCCAGCCAAACGUUCCAGCCACGGAAAGCCGAAGAUGUCAUGAAAUCUGUGCUAGAGUCCUACCUCGGCGGAGAGAAGUAUAGUACCGAGAUCUGCAGCAACCUGGUCCAGCAGAUAUCGGACGUAAUCAAAAGUAAAAUCAAAGAUCUAGGCUUCAGUUCCAGAUACAAAUACGUAUGUUUGGUAACCAUUGGUCAGAAUCGGCGUCAGGGCGUGGCUGUGGCCAGUAGGAGUGUCUGGAACCCAGAGACGGACAACUUCGCUUCAGCGUCUUUCUCCUGCGGAGAUCUUUUUGCCGUGGCUAACGUUUUUGCUGCCUACUUUGAAUAG
Messenger RNA from Candidula unifasciata, 573 nucleotides. The record is from the annotation of a GenBank genome assembly. Lineage: Eukaryota; Metazoa; Mollusca; Gastropoda; Stylommatophora; Geomitridae.